UCUCUACCUCUGUCUUUCGCUCUACCCCUCUCCCUCUCUCAGAUGUUCUAUUCUGGGAAGUUGUGCCAGGAAUAAUAGCUUCGGCGUCUUCCUCACAAACUGAAAAAUCGUGUCGGAGAGGACGUUUUACUCACAACGUGUCUGCAUUUAGUAGCAGCAUAAGGCUUUAGAAUAGUCAUACGGAAGUCGAUAUUUUUUUGGUGCUAAUUCUUGUUUAAUUUUUCACUCUUGAGUAUUGGACGCUUUUAUCCGACAAUUAGCGAAGUGUCAAGAGCGUUGUCAUAGGUUGUAAUUUAUUAAGGAUUUUACUGGACGUGGGUUUUUGCACUGCACCUGAAGUGUGACACGGAGUGUAUUUCCUUGGCAGGCUGUGCCGAUGCCCUGGAGGAGUGUGAACGCUGUGUGACGUCCUCGCAAGUCGCUCUCCUUGGCUGCACAACAGGAAACACUUGUGGCCUCCCUCCUUCCUGCGCUCAGAAAGAGGGCGUGUGAAGAGGGUGUGUGCCUGGAUAGGCUUGCCAGGACUGCCAGGGAGAAGUCGUCUGUCAAAUCCCAGAGCUUACAUCAAUAGGUCUCCUAGCAAGCAUACGCUCUCACUACCAGUGAGUGGCUAUUCUGAUUGAUGGGAGUUUGGCCCCGCUGUUUUGGCUUUCUAUCGGUGACCCCGGAGAAUGGACAGGAAGAGUUUCACCCCAGAGGAUUGCUUUUGGUGACUGGAGAUGUUGUGGGACUGGGGAGCUGAUAUACCCAGUGGUCUGUGUCAUCUCCGCACCCUGGCCAAGGGGUCAUCCUGAUUUCUGAACCCCCACCCCUCGCCCUCCUCCCACCAGCCUGACCCAGCGACCACCCCACCCCACCCCACCCAACCAAGCGGACCGAAGACACCUAAACAGUGCAAGGCUCAAUCACCACCUCAAGUCCUCUGAGAUCACGCAGGUCUUAAGUGAAGAUUCUUUUGGAAGUUGUAAAAAGAGAGAAAUCAACAAGCACUUUUUUUAAGACCGAUUAAGAAAAGAUCUUCAUACAUUUAAUGAAUUGGACAGAAAAUUGGAGGGAUGUUAGCAAGUCUACAGUAUGAUUGACAGAAAGAAAGUGUUCUGAUGCAGACGAUAGAGGAUCUUCGUGACUCAAAUGUGGAACAACCCAACAACUUCAGCAAUGGAAGGCCCCUUUGUUUAAGAGCUUCAUUUGUGACAGCAUCUGACAUUUGACCUUUGAGAAACCCAACUGACGUCUAGAGGGACAAUGGAGUCACGUGAAUCUGCUGCUGGACCAAAAUGCACCAAGGAUCCCCGGGAGAAGCUACAAAGGAAGUGGGUCUCUGAGCCCUCAGCUUGCACAAAAAGAAGCACUUUCGCUGACCCGGAGGAAAAGAGGCACUCGCAUCGCGAAAGCCUUCAAAGUGGUGCCAGUGGCAGCAAUAUUACUGGCUCAGCACGAAAGUAUGGCUCUGGGAAGCUGCUAUCAACUGCAAUAGUUCAGUCAUCUCAAGAUAGUCAGUACGCACAGGCUUUCCCUCGUACUUACUCCUACCAGCUACCACAACCGUACCCACAGCAGCCCAUGCAAGAGCGCUUCCUGUCCGGAGCCAAGCCACAGCCCGGUCUGGAGGCCCAUGCCUGGCCCUUCGCUGGACAGCUCCCUUCCGACGACAUAUUCCCUGGACACUCCCGCGCCCAUGGAGUAUUCCCUCGUCAGAAAUCUCCCAGUUUACCCAGUUCUUUUGGCCAGUAUUCCCAGUCAGGGCCGGAGCCACCAGAGGAGGGAUACAAGAAGGAGCAGAAACCCAAGAAGCCAGGGAAGUACAUCUGCCACUACUGUGGAAGGGCUUGUGCUAAACCCAGCGUGCUGAAGAAGCACAUUCGUUCACACACUGGAGAACGCCCCUACCCUUGUGUCCCCUGCGGUUUCUCCUUUAAAACCAAGAGUAAUUUGUACAAACACAGGAAAUCUCAUGCCCAUGCCAUCAAAGCAGGACUAGUCCCAUUCUCCGAACUGGCAGUUUCACGCACAGACAUGGAUCAGGCGUCCUCAGUGGGAGAGACGGAAGUACACUCAGACGGUGAACAGAGCACAGACACCGACGAGGAGACUGCAGAGGCCUCCAUGUUUAUGGACAAAGGCAGCCCCAUUCCCCAGAUAUCAUUUGACAUGGACAAAAGCACAAUGGAGAAGGGUAGGGAGCCGGCAUAUGCUGACUCAGCUGAGGAGCUAGCUAUGGCUUCCAUGAAAGUGCCUAUCCUAAUUGUCCCAAAACAAGGGGUCCCACCAACAGCAUUGGAGUGCCCCCCAUUCACAGAUCUCAAGGCUUCUCACAUCAGCUCCCAGGUUGGCCGCAUGGAUGACUCUCCCACUAUCAAACAGAGACUGGCUCUGAGACUGACAGAGAAGAAGGGAUCACAGGACUCAGACCAGCAGUCCCAGCAGUCCCUGAACCUUCUGAGUCCACACAGCAAAGGCAGCACAGACUCAGGCUACUUCUCCCGUUCAGAGAGUGCAGAGCAACAGAUCAGCCCUCCCAACACAAACGCAAAGUCCUACGAGGAGAUCAUGUUUGGUCGGACUUGGUAUUACAAACCUAACUCUGCUAGAUCUAGACAAUCCAUUGCAGUAGGCAUGGCCACUGUUGGCCAAGACACUAACAUAGUAAUGGGGAAGAUAUCUGAGGAUCAUAUUUUUUUCCGAAAUGAUAGCGGUGAAGUGCAACUAUUAGCAGGCGUUGACCCUAAGCAGUAUCCCACAGGCCCUUGCCAAAGCAACACAGGUCUACUAGAGACUCCUUCUGAUUCAGGGACACUCAUUAGGAGUAACUCAAUGCCAACAUCCUCCCCGACCAACCUCAACGUCCCACCGGGGAUAAGAGUGAGCCACUCCUUUGACGAGAUGAUGACCUCUGAUGAUGUCUUCUACCCAGGUGCUGCCAGUCUGAGGAGGCUUAGGAGACAGGCCGCUUUUGAGCAUUCAGCACAUGAAGGGCAUGGCGACUAUGAAACCUAUGGACACGUUCCCAAGAACGCAGCCCCAUCCGUGGGAUUAAAGCUAGGGGAGCGCAGUCCUGUGGUGCCAGAGCAUACAGCAUACAGCCCAUAUGGUACUAAAGUGGGAAUGACAGAGAUUGCCACUCGUAAACGCAGGAAGGAAAAGAGUGUAGGAGAUGAGGAGGAUGGCCCUGUCCAGUACGACAGUAGUUGUAGUGGCUCAGUAGAUAUGGUCAGAGAUUAUGAUUCAAAACAAGGUAGUCAAGAGGGUUCAAGGGGGACACCUACUGGAAAGGGAUCCAUGGGAUCUAUGUACAGUGCACAUAGCCAAUCAGACAGUUUUGAAACAUGCUGUAGUAGCAUGUGCUCAGAGGACGUAGUGCUAGUCCCAGACUCUGACAGAAAGACAGCUGGCAAUGUUAUAUCUGUCAUUCAGCACACCAACUCACUCAGUAGGCCAAACUCCUUUGAGAAGUCAGAGUCCUUCGAGCACCCAGCCUACCUGCAAGAUAAACCCUCCAGCCAAUAUUCAGAGCAGUCAGAUACAGAGAACAAAGAGGAUGUGCAGAGCCCAGAGUUUAUGCUGAGGUCUGAGAGCAUGGAGCAGCAGCAGCAAAGCAACAGUGAUUUAGUUUCAUCCAACCAGCCCUGUCACAUGCCCCCCAAACUGGUACGUCAGCCUAACAUCCAAGUGCCUGAAAUCAGGGUGACAGAGGAGCCAGAUAAACCAGAGAAAGAGCCUGAUGUACCAACCAAGGAGCCGGAGAAGCACGUUGAAGAGUUCCAGUGGCCCCAGAGGAGUGAGACACUGUCCCAGCUCCCUGCGGAGAAGCUGCCUCCUAAGAAGAAGCGUCUGCGUCUGGCAGACCUGGAGCACUCCUCUGGGGAGUCCAGCUUUGAGUCCUGCACCAGCCUGUCCAGGAGCCCCAGCCAGGAGAGCAACCUGUCCCACAGCUCCAGCUUCUCUAUGUCCUUUGACAGGGAAGAGAGCCUAAAGUCUGUGUCACCGUCCAAGCAGGAGGACUUUGGCAAGCAGUCUGAGUACAGCGGCAACUCUCUCACUAUCCCCGGCCAUCACCAGCAGAGGGAGAUGCGACGCUCCUCAUCAGAACAGGCUCCCAGCGCUCUGCCCACCGAGAUCCCAGAGAUCCGUAGCAAGUCCUUUGACUAUGGCAGCCUCUCAACAUCAUCCAGACAGGGAGAGGUUUACUCCAGUGCAUCAGCCAUGAAAGAUCGGAGACGGGGCUACCUAGUAAGGCAGGCAUCCCUCAGUGUUUACCCUGAGACUGUGGUGCAUGAGCAAGGUGUUCUCGAAAUUACUGUCAAGCAAGAGCACUCGGACCAUGGACCCUCAUCUUGGCAGAGCCCCCCAUCCUCUCAAAGUUCUCUCGGUGCAUCAGCCAGCGAAGUAGCAAGACCCAAGAGAGGGUCACAUCAUCAUCUUCUGCAACAGAGCAUUAGUGAGGACAGCCAGGACGACCCACCACUGUUCCAGAAGUCAUCUCGUCUGCCAAGUCAACAGUCAUCAGAGGGAGAGCAUCCAGGUCACGAGCUCAUGAGCAAGGAAACGAUGCAAUACUCCUCACUCCAGAACAGCUUGGCUUCACUGCCUUUCCUGCCAUGUCAGCCGGGUCUGUUCUGGCACCCCGAGUCCACACAGAGACACAAGCAGCAUCUGGCAUUCCAGCCACACCAGUUACAGAAACUACAUAUCAGACAGCCUAGUCUACCACACAUGAUCCAGAAAUCCAACCCACCUCUUAAUCAGCUACAGCAGAUUCAGGAGCAAUGCGAUGCAAAAGCUGACGGUGCUAUCAGUCAGAGCUAUCAGUAUCCCUCUAGAGCCUCCCCCCAGGCCCAGCAUUACGGCUCUCUACCGUCUAAAGUGACCCUCACUGAGAGCACGGUGCUCCUGCAACAGGUCCAGCCAAUCUUCGCCACUCAGAAUGCGGGUUCACAGUCAUCUCUCCCAGGUAUGCUAGUCCCCGUUAGGAUACAGACUCAAGUGCCAUCUUACGGAAGUGUUAUGUACACAAGUGUUUCACAACUCUUAGCUAACCAUGGCCAGAGCACUUAUUCAGCAAGAGUCAUAUGCUCAGAGAGUGUAUCAUCUAGUUCACUCACAGGUGGCACUGUUUCAAAGCAAGGCGUUGGCUUCAAUUUAUCUCAGAUCCUUGGUCAGCCUGAGGGAGCUCUACGUUAUCCACUGUGGAAUAUUCCGGAUCUGAACACUGAACACGGGAGACUGAACACGGGAAUUCCGCUGUCGUUGACAUCAGGAACCAUCUCCACCACGGAUGCGUCCUCCAGUAUUGGGGGAAGCAAGCGGAUGCUAUCACCAGCCAGUAGCCUGGAACUCUUUAUAGAGACCAAACAGCAGAAACGGGUCAAGGAGGAGAAGAUGUACGGUCAGAUUGUAAAGGAGCUGAGCGCUGUCGAGCUGAGUGCUUCGAAAGACAGCGGCAAGUUAUCAACGCGUUCCCCUCUGAAGAGCGAGGGUUCAAUGGACGAUCAGGAGAGGAUGUCCUCCUCCCCACCAGCAGACUUCCCCUCCACCAAAAUCCCAGUGCGUUCCAACGCACCUCACAUACCUGAUGUGCCACCAGCUGACAGCUUCACUCCCCCUCUGCAAAUCGUGACGGACUUCCCUGGUGGCAGAGAGUCCCCAGAGGAGCUGGACGUAGAUGACUCCACCCCAGAGGCUAGCUGCAGCCCACAGUUCAUGGUCUCCUCCAGUGACACUCCAGAGGAAGCCAAGCCACUCAUGGGCAGCAAGAUCCCUGUCAACAUGCUGGUGCAGCUAGCUGCCAAUCAGAGUGGGGGUGCUGCUGGAAGCACUCUAAUGCUCACAGAUCUGGCAGACGUUCAGCAGUUCUUUCAGUUCCCCAGUCUUCGCACGACAACCAGUGUCAGCUGGUGCUUCCUGAACUACACCAAGCCAAACAACGCUCAGACGACUCCACUGACUUCUGUGUACGGCUCCUGGUGCGUCAGCUCUUACAACCCCAACCCUCUCAGUCUCAGCACCAAGUCUACUCUGGCACUGCUCUGCUCCAAGCAGAGGAAGAACACAGAAACCUACACGAUGGCUGCUAUGUAUCAACCCAGGACUGGAAAACUUGUGUCCUCUCUUGCUUGGAAGCAGAAGUUUGAACAGAUGAAGCCAGAGCUCAUGCAGCUAGAUGUGAGCAAAUAUGGGAAGAAAAUCAAGGGGCUGAGCUCCAGGGAACGAGUCAAGGAGGACCACGGAGAGAAGGAGGCCUCCUCAAAGCAGGCUGAGCCUACUCGCAUCAAAAUCUUUGAAGGAGGGUACAAAUCCAAUGAAGACUAUGUUUACGUGCGGGGCAGAGGAAGAGGGAAGUACAUAUGUGAAGAGUGUGGGAUCCGCUGUAAGAAGCCAAGCAUGCUGAAGAAACACAUCCGCACACACACCGAUGUCAGGCCGUAUGUCUGCAAGUUCUGCAACUUUGCUUUUAAAACUAAAGGAAACCUGACAAAACACAUGAAGUCGAAAGCCCACAUGAAGAAGUGCUUGGAACUCGGGGUGUCAGUGACAUCUGUGGAGGAUGCAGACGCCGAGGAAGCUGACAAUGGCGAGGAUGGCCAGAGGGAGUCUGGGAAGAUGUUAGGCAUUAUGGCGGACCACCAGUUCUCAGACGCUGAUGAUUCUGAUGAUGACGGGGAUGAGGUGGAUGAUGAUGAAGACGAUGACGACGAUUACGAUGGCGACUCCACGCCGAAAACGCGCUCCAGAAGCACUAGCCCUCAGCCCUAUGGCAUACCGUCUCUCUCCAUCACGGCUGUGGCAGCCUCUCAGAACGCCUGCUCCUCAGACCUGCUGGGUCAAGGCUCCAAACCUCCCAUCUUCAGCUACUUCACCAGCCUGCCUAGCAUCCAGAUCACCCAGCUCAUGGUGCCCAGCGAGCGUGCAGGCCAGGGCCAGAUGGCAGAGUACCAGCGUCUGCUGCAGGGCGCCCUGGGCGAGGACUAUAAGAACAGGCUAGACAUACCCAGCUCCAUGGACAAGGACUUUGGCCUGUCCACAGAUCACAGCUUCUCCUCCUUUGACCUGUCCCCGUCUCGCCUCUCCUCUCCAGGCCUGGGGUCCUCCCCUCUCCGAGAGCCCUCCCCCACCACCUCCUCACGCAAGUACCUCUCCCCCCGACGGGACCUGUCCCCCCGUGGCCGCCUGUCACCCCACAGAGAGGUGUCCCCUCUCAGGCACAUCUCCCCCAAGAGAGACAUCUCCUUCAGGAGGGACCUCUCGCCUCGGAGGGACCUGUCCGCCAGAGGUCACCUCUCGCCCCUGUCCCACGCCGGACGCCCCACGUCACCGGGCAGGGACCUUGCGGGCAGGAGGGAGCUGUCUCCGCGCAGUCACUACCGGGGCAUGAUCAGACCUGUCUCCCCCAGGAGGGGAAUGCACCAUCACAGUGCCCCUUGGAGUCUAAGCCAGCACCUAGACUCAGAGAUGGUGCCACUGGGCCAGAGCAGUAGGAGCCACUCAGAGAUGGAGACGGAGCAGAAGAAGAGUUCCCCUCCCCACAGCAGCCAGGAGUCCCCUCAACCCCACCAGGGCCUGUUCAGCCACCUCCCCCUGCACUCCCAGCAACAGGUCCGCACCUCCUUCCCCAUGAUCCCCAUCGGCGGCAUCCAGAUGGUUCCCUCCGUGCCCACCUCAGUCACCGGCCUGGCCCACCCCGCCCGCCUCCCCCUGCAGAAGAGCACGUCCGAGGAGUCCAGCACCAGCGAGGUCUCCUUCCACCUGGCCGAGGGAGGAGGAGGGUCCAGGGGUUCCACCGGGUCGUCCGACUCACCCCAGCGCCAGGAGAGGAUGGUGUCAUCAUCCUCUUCCUCUCGGGGGACGCCGGUCCCCUCCCCUGGCCCGUCCUUACCCUGGUCAGGAAGUCGCCAGGACAGCGCAGACAUGUCAGACAGCAAGGACAUUAAGCAGCAGGAGGAAAGCAUACAGACUUGUACCAAAGCUAUCGCCUCGCUCCGCAUCGCUACAGAACAUGACACUCUGGAGAAGGGCAUGUUGGUGUGCUCUUCAGACGCCCAUCAGAGACACCCCCCCCCACUGCCUCACUCCUCUCACUCCCCUUACCCCAGCCCUCAGGAGAGAGCCUCCAGCAGGAUUCAGCACUUUAGUGGCCUAGAGGUUAGGCAGUCCCCGGACGGCCGCUCUGCCUCCCCUCUCCCCCUACACUCCAGCUCCAGCUUGGAGACCUCCCUGCCAGCCACAUCAAAGGGCCCGGCGGGUUCCACGGCAGGCCCAGGCCACUGUGCCAAGGAGAGGUCGCCAGGUCAACAGAGCCCAGGGGAAAGACCAGAAAGCACAAAGAGAGGCAAAAAUAUAUUAAAGGAUGCCACCGAGAACAGGUGAACAUUGUUAAAAAGGGAAGGACGUGCAACGUAAAGACAUCAACCCGUACAAUUGCACACACACACACACACACACACGACGCGCACACAGAGAAACAGACAUUUAAACACACACACACACAAACAAGUCUUUAAACAAGCAAAUUAAGUAGAUACUCUGUAGUUUCAAUGUAUAGCAUGCCUUUUAUAACCUGGUUUGCUAUUUUAACAAUUUCUUUCUUAUUUAAAUUUUCAGAGAAUAUACAUACAGUAUGUUAACUUAUAUAUGAGCCUGACCAAAUUGAUGAUGGACUCCAGUCUGGUACUUUUAAAUGUACAGAUGUGCGUGCCUUUUCUUUACUUUUUGCUUAUAUUCUUAUAAGCAUAUUAAGCAGGAAGAUAUGUUAAUAUAUCACGUUUGUGUAUCAGCUUUGUAAUAAAUGCAAUUUCUCGUCUUUUUUAGACACUUGAGUCUGAAUGAUGUGAAGUAUCAAUAUAUGUAAGGUUGCACUAAAACUUAUUUUUAUAUGAGUGAAAUUAAAUGGCUUUUGUGUACAGCAGCAAUUCUAUAAUACUAUUUAUUGUAUCAUGUUUCAUAAAAUGUAAAUUUUUCUUAAUGUUGUGGAUGCCUUUUCUAUGUAAAGCAUGGGUUUUGCUAUGGCAUAAUUAGAGCAAACAAUAUGUACACUGUAAAAUGGCUUUAUAUGUUAGAAGUAUUUAUAUACACCUAAGUGAAUGCACUUUACUUGGAGGUAUAUACAUAUGAUACAAUUUACCAGAAUAUAUAUCUAGUAUAUAAAUAUAUAUAUAUAUAUAUAUAUAUAGAAUAUAUAUGUGCACUUAGGUUUUAGAUUGACACCCACAUACAGUAUGGUAGUUAGUUCUAAAUGCUUGGACCUUUUUCUCUCCUGUUCGCUGGAUUGGCUACACUAGUUGUGAUUUUACAUUUUUUACAAAAAGUAGAACUGUUCAGCAUUAAGUGAAUCAAUGUGCAUUUAUUUUUUGUUUUCAUUCAGCGCUUACUGAAGUAGUAGUGAAAUAUUAAAGAUAGUUUGAUCUUCUGUGAAUCACGUUGCUUGAAGUACUUGAUUUAUUGAUUAGUGUGGGGAACAUUCCAGCUGAUGUAAAUAUUGAAUGCCCAUGAAUUUGUAUACACACACACACACAUAUACAGACGCACGCACACACGCACACACACACACACACACACACACACACACACACACACACACACACACACACACACACACACACACACACACACACACACACACACACACACACACACACACACACACACACACACACACACACACACACACACACAGAGAGAGAGAGAGAUUAGUGAGACACCAGUGUGUUACCUACGAGGAGACCCCAGCGGCUUACACACACACAGUCAUACACAUUUAUACAUGGAAAGAGUUCAUUCUGGGCAAUGACGUCAGUUCAUCAACAAAACAAAAGAUAUUAAAUGCUUGUACACACAGAUAUCCAGAACUCUGAAAAAUGCACCUUAUGUUUACUACAUUUUGGGGGUACUAUCCAAUAAUGCUGUAUAUCAAUUUUGGAACUGGGAUUUGGAAUCCAGUUGCUUUUAAAAACCUGUUUGUGAAUAAACAACCUAAACGAACAGGAGCAUUCAGCCAGUCACUCGUGUGUGUAUAUCUGUAUUUUGUAUGGUGUGUAUAAGAUCUGUGUAAUUUACUCUUUGGACAUUUUUGUCACUAGUCCUUGGUAUUCACCUAACUGUAUUAACAUGUCUUUCAAAUCUAAGGUAUCAAAGCACAAAUCAUAGUAUAGAAACAAAAAAAAAGAAAAAUGUUAAACAUACAUAAAAAGGGUAACAUUGUGAUGUUCAGUGGAAAGUACAAUAUCAUGGAAGACCCCAGUUUCAAAAAUUAAUCACAGUGCAGGUGGAAAUAAAACGGAUUGUUGUUUUCAAAUAAAUACCACUACAAUAAAA
Molecule: messenger RNA, 10308 nt
Organism: Salvelinus fontinalis (brook trout)
Lineage: Eukaryota; Metazoa; Chordata; Actinopteri; Salmoniformes; Salmonidae
Gene: hivep2a
Product: HIVEP zinc finger 2a
Exons: 12
Coding region: 1246-8364 (2372 amino acids)
Biological process (GO): regulation of transcription by RNA polymerase II
Cellular component (GO): nucleus
Molecular function (GO): RNA polymerase II cis-regulatory region sequence-specific DNA binding; DNA-binding transcription factor activity, RNA polymerase II-specific
Source: RefSeq, a predicted model, not a curated record